Molecule: messenger RNA, 713 nt
Organism: Brachypodium distachyon (stiff brome)
Lineage: Eukaryota; Viridiplantae; Streptophyta; Magnoliopsida; Poales; Poaceae
Exons: 1
Coding region: 3-440 (145 amino acids)
Source: RefSeq, a predicted model, not a curated record
AAAUGGUCAUGCGCAGCCAUCUGUCUUCUCAAAUGCUGAAGCACAGCCAUUUUAUCCUCUCCUCUUCAUCCAUCGCAUCUUGCCCAUAUCCAACUCGCAAGAUGCCUCGUCGGGAGAUAAACAGGAAGGGAUCAGACGGCAACGCGGUGUGGGACAUGGGGAGCUCGCUGUACGACUCCUACGAGCUGGCCUCCGUGCAACGGAUCCUGGACAGGCACCUUGCUGGCCCGCCGUCCCCCAACGCCGACGAAUCCCGGAAGGGGUCCAUUGACACCGGAGCGCCGCCCAUGGUGACAGAGGGGAGGAACAAGCAGGCCGUCGUGGUGUUUGGGGCCCGCAGGAAGGUGACGCUGAGGGCUCUCUUCAGGGGAGUGGCCUCGUGGGCGGUCAGGCCAAGGCAGCAGCGUGGUUGCUCUUGUGUCGGCGUAGCUCCGGCUUGAAGUACUAGUGCUGUUGGAUCUGAGCCGGUUGUCUGAAAUGGGAAUUUAUAAUUUGCGUUCUAUCAAUUGUUCGUCUUCUGAAAUGGAUCUUCUGUUCUUUUUUUUUUUACCAAGAAACGGAUCUUGUGUUCUGUUCUGUUCUUGCAUGUGUCCCUUGGUGUUUUUGGUUGGCUGUUUCAGUUUUAUGUGUAUAGUUUCUGUCUGUGUACGCUCAUGUUAAAUAAAGUUACCAAUAAAACCUUCUCGUGCAAGGUUAUGGUUGGAUUUGUUCAA